Molecule: messenger RNA, 2493 nt
Organism: Lingula anatina
Lineage: Eukaryota; Metazoa; Brachiopoda; Lingulata; Lingulida; Lingulidae
Source: RefSeq, a predicted model, not a curated record
GGGAUUGGAGUAGUGUACACAAGGUCUUGGAGACAGGUGAUUAUUGUGUACACACCACUGUAACUAAUUCAAUAGUAUCGAUUGAUUGGGGGUAAAUGGGCUGGAUACGCUACUAAAGAUGAACGCUACUAAAGAUAAGUUUGAAGUUGACCCCUUUCUGUGCACGUGUGGCCCCUGUAAACGCUUCUGGAAGGACAACUUUGAUAAGAAUGGGGCCAUAUUGCUGGAGCAGCCAGUGCCCUGUAGAGCUACAGAUACGUCAACAUUGUACAAACAAUAUCAUGAAAAUAACUUAUUCAACAUAGGAGACAGGGUUAUUGUAUGGGGGAAAUAUAGAGGUGUAGUAAAAUUUAUUGGUCUUCUUGAUGUAAAUGCCAUAGCUCCAGAGACGUAUGUAGGGGUGCACUUAGAUGACCACAUUGGCUCAGUUCACAAUGGGGUAUAUGAUGGCAAGCGGUAUUUCCACUGCCCGCGGGGACAUGGUGCCUUUGUUCCCUAUGGUGACUGCCGACCCAUCCAGGGCCCUGAGCCACGCCCACCUGUCACUGGCAAUGACAUGUUUCCAAGCUAUGAAGAGGUUAAAAAAAGUAGGAAGUUAAAAAAGGAAAGAGAAUUAGAAGCAGAACGGAUCAAAGCAGAGGAAUCCUCACGGUAUGGCGUAACAGACCCUAAAUUACUUGCCAGAAGACGAGCUGCUAAACGGAUCAUAUUUGAUCCUAAUGACAUAACAGUCAGGUCGGCUGCUUUGGAUGCAAAAAGACGAGAGGCUGCAGAAACAAGGAGAAGACAAAUCCUGGCUGCGCAGCCUCGCCUCACAGCUAAUGAAAAGAAACUUUUAAAAUGGAAGGAGGAAUUUGGGGGCGACACGCGUGCAGAGUACAUGGUCAAAACUUUAGAGAAACUCAUGAAUGCUCACGAGGACGGAAAACAGGCCUUGGAGGAUGAAAGGAUCGCCAGAGAGAGGGCAGAAAUGGGCUACAGUGACGAUGAAUCGGAUUACGAUGAUGCAUCCACACAGGUUUGAUGCAUGUGAUGGAGGGGAGCUGGCCCAGACAUUGACUGCAGAAACACACUUUAAAAUGGGAAAAAAAACUAAACAGAAAAGAAAUACAUGAUCUUCUCUUUGUGGUUUAACCAUUGAUAUGAAAACAGUAACUGCACUCAUUCCAGCAUGUUACACUGGUGCCACUAGCUGUAGUAAAAUAAGUAUGAAACAUGCUGAAACUUAAUCAUAAAUGAAAAUUAUUAAACACAAGCUGAAAAUCUUUCAUACCGUUAACAUUUAUGCUGAAAUUUGUUUCAAAUGUAACAGUUAUAACAUCCAUACUGUUUAAUUUUUGAUUUUUGGAGCUAUUAGUGUAAAACAAAAGCCAUGCCAGCAAUAACCUCAAAGAAUACAUAAGCAGGUGCCAUUGAUAAAAUUGAUUUAUCAACAGGUUUUAUGGAAAAAUUUCAAGUACAUACAUGUGACAGUUUGGGAUGGCUGUGUGAGCUCCUACCAUGACAUAUACUUGUCCUUGUGAAAAAAGCAGUCAUGAUUGUUUUUGUUUAAAUAUCAGUCACAAUUAUGAGAAAAUACAGAAAAUUGGUUUAAAACAGAGUGCAUGGGAAGUACGCAUGCCAGAUAAAAUUCACAAGGAAUUGCACCCUUUUUAGUUUUCAUGUUUAUGCAUUAAUUGGACCAUAUGCUUUCCUUUUUACAGUAUUCAAGAAAUACCAUUUUUUAAAAAAUCAUGCCAUGAGAUAGGGUUUUAAUGUUUGAAUCUCAUUAUUAUAAAGCAGUAUUAAAUUCUAAAAUAUUUUUUCUGAUAUCAUAGAUAGAAAGGAAAGAGAGGAGACCCCUUCCAUUUGUAUGUCACCAUCUUUACUAUGAAAUAGAUCACUUUUAUAUAUUAAAUCAAGGUGAUGUUUAACAUUUUUUAGCCAGAAAAAAUAACAGAGUUGAUGUUUUUUAGCAAGUUAUACUUAUUGAAUCCAAUGUUCUUCAUACAGAAAAUUUUUAUCAUCAAAGUUUUUCUAUUUUAAGUAUUUAUAGAUUUGCUCUGAAAUGUUACCGAAUUGAAGGACUGACUUAAACAUCUCGGGGCUGGUUCCUGUCUUUUAGCCUACAGGAUACAUAAGUUAAGACUUAGCAUUCUGGCAUGCCAGAAUAAAUGGUAUUUUUUAUGCUCUGUUGUGACAUAUAUAACUUUAUAUGCUUCGUUCAUUCCUGUGUCCCAUUGUAGCAAUAGUGACCCUCCCCUCACAGUCAAAUGAUGGUCACAAAAUACAUUUUAGGAAUCAUUUUUAAUUCAUAUUUUCAUGUGUGAAAGCAAAAAGUACAUCACUUUUGAACAUUGAAAAUGCAUUUUGUAAGAAAAGUUGAUGUGUUAGGAUAAAAUUGGCAAAUGAAACCAGCAUGCAUGAGACACUUUCAUUUUUCUUUUCAAGGAGUGUUUUCACCAUACAUUGUGAAUGAAUACAUACAUUGUAAUAAAUCACCCUAUGUCUGAA